This is a messenger RNA of Wasmannia auropunctata (little fire ant), 681 nucleotides long. RefSeq names its product protein KRTCAP2 homolog. Bases 165 to 560 code for a protein of 131 amino acids. NCBI's taxonomy places the organism in Eukaryota, Metazoa, Arthropoda, Insecta, Hymenoptera, Formicidae. The record is from RefSeq and is a predicted model, not a curated record. The transcript has 3 exons.
GCUGACGUAUGUAUGCCGGUUGUACAAAUUGUGAGGUUAAGUUAACCUGAGAGAGUCGGUCCGAAUGUGCGGAGAGAGUUGCACGCAAUUUACGCAAAUUCUCGGAGCGAGGAAAGAGAGGAGGGACGAGUGUCUUAUGACUAUUCCCAAAUCUUCCAGCAACGAUGGCUGUUAGCAGCGGAGCGUCAUUCGUGCUGUCGUCGAUAUUGAUGGUGUUGCUGUUCUCCGGCAUGCAGAUGUACAAAGUCUGGCUCGGCUCGUCGCAGUUGGGAACGAUUCUCGGGGGGCUGGUCGGGUCCAUGCUGUUCAUGUGCACGCUGACCGCCGUGGGAAAUCUUGAAAGUACCUUAUUCGGAAAGUCCUUCCAGCAAAAAUUAAUCCCAGAAGUGGUCUUCUCAUUGACGCUAAGUCUAAUCGCUUCUGCCCUAAUCCACCGUGUGUCCACUACGACGUGUUUGAUAUUCUCCUUGAUUGCGCUGUAUUACAUGAACAGAAUCUCUCAAGAAACAUACGGCGUGUCUGUGCAGAGUACAGUAAUGCAAUCUAAGAAGCGCAAGUGAAUAGGUAUAAGGAUGUUUGUGUUACACAUAUCUUUUUUUACUAUCGUGUACAUCAUAAUGUCACACGUUCCAUGUAAAGCUUCCAAUUUGUAAUACAAUGCCAAUUUUAAAUGGUUCAAUA